UCGGUGCGGGUGGGCGGGGCCUCUCGCGUUCUUCUUGUCGCCAGCCACGCCGAACCGAGAGCGGGAUGCUGCGAGUGCGGUGCCUGCGCGGAGGGAGCCGGGGGGCCGAAGCCGUGCACUACAUCGGGUCGCGGCUUAGAAGAGCCGUCACAGGGUGGGUGCAGCGAACUUUCCAAAGCACCCAGGCAGCCGCAGUCUCCCAGACCUCCUGUGCUGCUGCUGAGGACAACAACAAAGCCCCUGACCCCAUUCCCGAAGACUGCCCUGUCUGCUCACACAACGAAUGGGACCUGCUUGAAGAAGUCAUUGUUGGGAGAGCCGAAAAUGCCUGCGUCCCUCCUUUUUCCGUAGAGGUCAAGGCCAAUACCUAUGAGAAGUACUGGGGAUUUUAUCAGAAGUAUGGUGGCCAAAGCUUCCCUCAGGAUCAUGUCAAGAAAGCAAUCGCUGAAAUAGAAGAGAUGUGCAAUAUUUUGAAGAUGGAAGGAGUGGUUGUCCAAAGGCCAGAACCACUUGACUGGUCGGUCAAAUACAAAACUCCUGACUUUGAAUCCACUGGUAUGUAUGCAGCCAUGCCAAGGGACAUUUUACUGGUAAUUGGAAAUGAAAUAAUUGAAGCUCCGAUGGCUUGGCGUGCCCGGUUCUUUGAGUACAGAGCAUACCGGCCCAUCAUCAAAGACUACUUUCGCCGCGGGGCUAAGUGGACAACUGCACCAAAGCCCACAAUGGCUGAUGAGCUGUAUGACCAGGAUUACCCCAUCCGCACCGUGGAAGACAGGCACAAGCUGGCUGCCCAGGGCAAAUUUGUCACAACCGAAUAUGAGCCGUGCUUUGAUGCAGCGGACUUCAUAAGAGCGGGAAGAGACAUCUUUGUGCAGAGAAGUCAGGUUACCAACUACUUGGGUAUUGAAUGGAUGCGAAGGCACCUUGCUCCAGAGUACCGAGUGCACACCAUCUCUUUUAAAGAUCCCAACCCCAUGCACAUUGAUGCCACAUUCAACAUCAUUGGGCCAGGCCUUGUGCUUUCCAAUCCUGAUCGUCCAUGCAAUGAGAUCGAACUCUUCAAGAAGGCAGGCUGGACGGUGGUUCGCCCUCCGUUGCCCCUCAUUCCCGACGACCACCCGCUGUGGAUGUCCUCGAAAUGGCUCUCUAUGAAUGUCCUGAUGCUGGAUGAAAAACGCGUGAUGGUGGAUGCCAAUGAGAUCCCGAUCCAGAAGAUGUUUGAAAGUCUAGGGAUUUCGACAAUUAAGGUCAACAUCCGCCAUGCCAAUUCAUUGGGAGGAGGUUUCCACUGCUGGACCUGUGACAUCCGUCGCCGUGGCACCCUGAAGUCCUAUUUUGAUUAGGCAGCGGCUGAGUUAGCCCUCCCACGGUUCAGCUUGCCCGAAAAAGGUGUAGGGAGAAGAGAUCGGUUCCAUCUUUCUGCUUUAAAAUACAGAAUGUGAAUGCAUGAGCUGUAGCACUUGGAACAAUGGUGCCCCUUAACAGAGGUCCCGCAGACAGUUAAUUCACAGGGCCAGUUUGCACGUUAUGUGGAGGACAGCCACAGAGCAGACACCCAAGAAGCCAGUUGCCUGAUAAGCGUACUUGUGUGCAUUUGGUACAGCCCUGCUUAAAGCUUUCUGGUGUACAAAUGCAGACUGCCAUUCAGAAGUUUGCAGUUUAAACUGCAGAAUUCAUUUCCUUUAGCUGUUCCUUUUAUAGAGAAAUACCUGUCUUGAAAGUGCUCCUACCCUAGGUAGGAGGAGCUGGUUGGGGGGAGCUGGUAUAAUGUAGUGACACACAGCCAAAUUAUGCAAGGCAUUUGGGAUCUCCUGUUGGUUUCCUGAUAUGCAGUUUAGUCUCAGAAAAAGCAUCCGCUGUGUCAAUCAGUGUCAAUCAAAGCCCCCAUACUAGGGAAAGGGUGUGUGUGUUAACUUUUGGCUUCCCCAGCUGCAUCACUGAUUAACAGUGCAGUCCUAAGCAGAGUUUCACUCUUGUAAGCCCAUUGACUUCCCUGGACUUAGAGUGUAACACAGAAAUGUGAAUGCGGGUGCCUAGGGCUAGACUGUAGAAGCCUCUCCUCUUCUCAUCCCUUAGCUGCACUUAGUCCUGAUAAUAAUAAAAAAAAGACGGGUGCUGAUAUUAUGCCUGUCUUUUUGCCUACCAGGGCUAAAGGCAGCCUAGGUUAAAUCUGGAAAGCAGCACACUUAGGAGCAAGGAAGAGUACUGUGGCCCCGAUCCAUGCUUGGGUGCAGUGGUGGUUUGAGGCUGAAUUACAGGUUGGGUGAUCCAGUGGUAAGUUCCCAGUGUUGUGCGUGUUUGGCCCUUAAGAAGGAACUGCAAUCCAGAUUUAAGCCAUUUUGAAGCUCAUGUCGGCCACAGUGUCGCCACGUGGCGUUAGGAUAAGCCAUAAAUCUCUCAGCCCCAGAAAUAUGGAGUUUAAAAAAUGGCCCUGCUUUACAGGGAUGUUCUCAGAAUGUUGACAACAUGCAUGAAGUACUUUGCGCACUGAAAGCAUUAAGUAUUAUUAGACUCUGGAAACCUCUUUGGUGUUAUUCUGUAAAUCACAUAAUACGCAGAGUGGCCCUUAGCUAGGGGAAUCCCCUCCUCAGCAGUACAGGUCUUCUGGCUGGCUUUUUGAAAGACUUCCUUCUUGACAUGAAGCCUCUUGAAGUUCACGUCCCAGGUGUACAAAAGUUGGCAAUAUUUCUCGUUCUGCCAGAGAUCAGCCAAUAACAACUACACAUCUACCUCUGCUUGAAAUUCUGUCAAAAAGGCAGCUAGAAAUGUUAGACCUGAGUUUGACAUUCUUUCCAAUGGAUAUUUUUUUUAAAAUGUGUGUGAGUAUGUAUACCACACUUUUUUAUAUAAAUAAAUAGAAAAUUAGAACAGACUUAAAUACCAUGGCUUGGAUUCUGAAUUGCUGUUCAGUCGGUGUAACAGCAGUUCCUCUGACAGAACAGCAUUUCUGUUGGAGGAGGAGGUGAAGGGGAUUUUCUCCAAUCUCUCCUCUCCCGCUUGCCUCCAAACAUUGUUCCGGGGGUGGGGGUGGGGUGUCCACUGUGUACAGAAGGACAAUUUCAGGGGGCAAAGGCGACGGGGGUGGGGGGGGGGAAGAGUGAGGAAAUUCCCUUCCUCUGAUGCGGCACAGCCCACAGAAUCCAAGCCAAGACGGACCCAGGUUUUUACUCUUUUAAAAAAAUAGAUGUUAUUUGGAUUAGGGUUUUUUUAAUAGCAGAAUUUAAAUUCUGUGCAGAUAUGGCUGUGUGGAGCCUGUGUUAGCCCUGUCACAUCUGCCUUGCCUCUGGAACUGACUGAUAUUCACACAUAAGAGUGGGGGGGGGAAUGCGCAUGUAAAGCCUAUAGACACAGUCAUAGAGUUGGAAGGGGCCAUACAGACCAUCUAGUCCAGCCCCCUUGCCUUCCUGUUUGGGGGUCUAGUAGAAGUGGCAUGGAUUGAGCCUCAGUGUGUCAGAGUCCAUGUGUGCUGCAUGGCCAUCAGGUGGCCCCAGAGGUAAGGAAAGCAUGCCAGAGGUCUGUGGGGGAGGGAAUGAUCCUGCUCCCCUGCCACAUGCAGGCCGGACACAGUGGUCACAUCCACUGUUGUGCUUUACAAGGCUCUAAAUGUCUCCAUUUAAACGUCCAUGUUCCGAAAGCUUCAGAGAUGCAGCCCUGGUUCAGGAAGUAGCUUUUUUUCAGUGUACUGGAGAUUUUUAUAUUGUGUUUUCGCUUUGCUUUGCUUCUUUUUAUUUUUUCCAGCGUGAUACAUGGGAUGUCAUGUUUGCACAUCUCCGUUUGUGAACCUGUUUACAUAAAAAUAAGCUUUCUUAUUAAAUAAUGUUUACUAUUACUAUAAACAGAAAUACAGAUAUUGGAAAUCGACCGGCACACAGGUGCUGCACAAUAAAAUGUUAAUACUUAUU
Molecule: messenger RNA, 3902 nt
Organism: Gekko japonicus
Lineage: Eukaryota; Metazoa; Chordata; Lepidosauria; Squamata; Gekkonidae
Gene: GATM
Product: glycine amidinotransferase
Exons: 9
Coding region: 66-1343 (425 amino acids)
Biological process (GO): creatine biosynthetic process
Cellular component (GO): mitochondrion
Molecular function (GO): amidinotransferase activity
Source: RefSeq, a predicted model, not a curated record